CACAGCUGAGGGCAUUGAUGUGAGCGCAGAGGCUUUCAGUUUUUUUACGCGCACUUCUUCCCCCAUCUCUCACCCUCACACACGGAGCACAAAUCCACCUUCUCACCUUUAGUUUAGCGCGUGUCUGUGUUUCCUUUUUCCUUUUCCUCCUCCCUUUUAUGAAUGAUUCUCUCUCGCAGUGUUGCUGUUAAACUAUCCUCGGAUACUUCGCCGUCCUCGUCCGCACAGACUCACCUCGGCACAUCUUCUCUGCUCAAGUUCAAACGCCACCAGGACUUUCACUGCAGCUUCAGACGCACUUGGGGGAAAUAUCACUCGACGAGGAAAAACUUGAUACUCUGUGCAGCAGCAGCAGCCGACGCGACCGUCAACAUGAGUCUGAAAGCUGACGCAGAGCCGAAUAACAACGUUUCCAUCGAGGAGGAGGUACGAACACUGUUUGUCAGUGGCCUACCGGUCGAUAUCAAGCCACGGGAACUUUACCUUCUCUUCAGACCUUUUAAAGGUUAUGAAGGGUCACUGAUUAAGUUAACAUCAAAACAGCCUGUCGGGUUUGUAACCUUUGACAGUCGGUCUGGAGCUGAAGCUGCAAAAAAUGCACUAAAUGGAAUCCGUUUUGACCCUGAAAGUCCCCAGACCCUGCGCUUAGAGUUUGCUAAAGCCAACACGAAGAUGGCAAAGAGUAAGCUGAUGGCCACACCGAACCCCACAAAUAUCCACCCUGCUCUAGGAGCACACUUCAUUGCACGGGACCCAUAUGAUCUGACUGGGGCAGCACUGAUCCCAGCGUCACCGGAUGCGUGGACUCCUUACCCUCUGUAUACCACUGAGCUGACUCCAGGCCUCCCUCACGCAGCCUUCACUUACCCAGCGGCCGCCGCUGCAGCCGCAGCCCUCCACGCCCAGGUGAGGGACCAACCGAUGCGCUGGUACCCUACUCCCUCUGAGACUUCCCAGCCUGGAUGGAAGUCCCGGCAGUUUUGUUAGAUAUUUAGCCUCUGGAAGCCACACCUUUGUCCAGCUGAAGUGAGGUUUGCCAAGCUCUGCAUUAAUUUAAUCAGUUUAUUUAAUGGACAAAUGUGCAUUACUAUAAGCAAACAGUAUUUAUAUCUCCUUCCGAUUGUCUCUGGGGGAGCCUGAGUUAAGACCAGUUUGCUGUCGACAAUCUGAGCUUAUCCUUGGCAACUAUUGUGGUACCAUCUUAGCACUUCAAAAAAAAAAACCUCAUGCAAAACCUUUUCAAACUCCAUGGCUCAUAAUUGCUGAGGAAAAUUGAUGCAUUGAAGCAACUGUUGUUAAGCUAGUCCUUCCCUGAGUUACCGCUGCUCCUGGGAGGUUUAGAAGCGUUAUAAGUGAUUGCAUGUUAAAGUCUUUUUGGCAUGAAUUUAGAACGCAGAGUUCUGUGUAUCCUAAUUUUCUUAGUGUAUGUGUUGCCGCUUUUCCUUGGCCUAGACAGCGAAAUGUUUUGUUUAUCUGUAGAACCUUGGUCUUACCUCUGUGAAAGCUAGGCUGUUGUGUAAAUGGCUUAUCUCGCAUGGACCUUGUGAAUGCAUCCCUAUGUUCUGACAAUCCCAGUCCUUAUGAUCAUAUCAAUGUUUGUCAUUAUUUGAGUAAAGGAAAGUACAAAUAUUUUUGUACUUUUUGCAUAAUGUAUAUUUAUGCAUUUUUGUGCAACUAAAUAAUGAACCUGUAUAAGUUGUAUGUUUAGUCGUCUCUUGUGUUUUUGGUGUUUUUGAGCCUAUAAUCCUGUUGAAGUAGUUUUAAAGAAGAAAAAGUGCAAUUUGUUUAAAGGGGAAGUGGGUAUCUGUCAAAACAUGGAAGUAUUCUGAACGUGGCUUGUGCCAUUCUGCUAAAAUGAGAUUGCUGUAAAAUGAUCUGUCAGAAUGUGAAACUGGACUACAAACAAAGGGUUGCUUUUUUGGGGGGGGUGGGGGCAUUUUGAAAUGGGAAGCAGGAUUAGACUGAUGGAGGAAUUUAGUUUGUGGUUUAGAACCUGUUUGUCUUUGUAUCUGCUGUGCAUAAGAUGUAAAAAAUGAUAAUCCCAUCUUAUGAAUAAAAAGUGAAUGCAUAUAUCUGGACAUCUGUCAUUUCUCACAGAGUCAAGUCGGUCGCUAAAGUUAAACGCUCCAACGCUAUGCUAACUCAAAGAAACAUCAGAUGUUGGCAUCAAUAAUUCAUACGAACUUUUCAUUUGUGAUGCACCACUGCAUUAAUGUCUGUUUGCGUCAUAUGUGGAGCUGACCUCCACACUCUGCCUUCAUUAGCUGCUAAAAUGCUCUGCUCAACCUACCGUGAUGGAUCCUCCAGGGACUCUUAAGCAACUCUUCUCAAUAUGACCAGCUGCCUAAUUGAAGUGGUGCUGGUGGUAACUAUUUAUAUUUGACAAUAUUGUGCUAAUUAAGCGACAGUGCCAUGAAAAAGUAUUUGGCCUUUGUUUGUUUGGGGGGGGCACAUUUGUCACACUAAAUGUUUCAGACAAUCAAAGGAAAAUUUAAUACCAGGUAAAUAUGACCCUAAUAAAUACAAAGUGCAGUUUCUAAAUGAUUUUUAAGUGAAAAAAGCUUUUACAAACAUUCCCUGGACAUGUCAAAUGUGAUAGACUCCCAUUGUUAAAUGAAGAUUUUGUUUUAUUAUUUUCAAUGGCCACACCCACGUCAAAUUACUGCCAGACCUUCUGAACCAAGUCAAAAAUCAAAAAUCCCUUAAAUUGGAACCUGUCUGAUAAAGUGAAGCAGGUUAAAGCAAACAAACGCAUUAUGCUACGAUCUAAAUGAAUGACCAGUAGUCAUUGAUGCCUGUCAGUCUGUAAAGGGUUACAAAGCAGUUUGUAGGCUUUGGGACUCAAUAAGCCACGGUAAGGGCAAUUAUCAACGGAUAAAGAAAACUGGCGAACUGAACUUUUUGAAAGGUUUGAGUUCUGCUCUGGUAUAAAAUUAGCAUAUUUUACAAAACAUCACAAAAACGUGGUGGUAGUGUGACUGUCUGAGGCUGCUUUGCCGCUUCCUGAAGGAGAAUAUCUGGCCAUCGCUUCAAUCAUUGAAGCUCAAGCACACUUGAUUUGCAGCAGGACGACGAGUCAAAACAUACGGUCCACAUGUGGAUGGUUCAAAAGUAAGUUUUUGGUGUGGCGUAGUCAAAGUCUGGAGUUGAACCUAAUGAAAUGCCGUUUGUGAUAGAAAACCCUCCAGUGUGUCUGAAUGAAUUCUCUAAAGAAAAUUGGGCCAAAAUUCCCCAAGUGAUGUCAAAGACUCAUCGCCAGUUAUCACAAAUGUUUUCCUGCAGUUCUUGCUGACAAGGGUGGAAGAACCAUUUGUUGGGUUUUUCAUGUAAGCCCAGCUAAGUUUG
Messenger RNA from Haplochromis burtoni (Burton's mouthbrooder), 3345 nucleotides. RefSeq names its product RNA binding protein, mRNA processing factor 2. The transcript is spliced from 8 exons. The record is from RefSeq and is a predicted model, not a curated record. Bases 163 to 987 code for a protein of 274 amino acids. Gene Ontology annotation, molecular function: mRNA binding; protein homodimerization activity. Gene Ontology annotation, biological process: negative regulation of smooth muscle cell differentiation. Lineage: Eukaryota; Metazoa; Chordata; Actinopteri; Cichliformes; Cichlidae.